Messenger RNA from Radiomyces spectabilis, 1149 nucleotides. RefSeq lists its product as uncharacterized. NCBI's taxonomy places the organism in Eukaryota, Fungi, Mucoromycota, Mucoromycetes, Mucorales, Radiomycetaceae. The coding region runs from base 439 to 687 and encodes 82 amino acids. The transcript is spliced from 2 exons. The record is from RefSeq and is a predicted model, not a curated record.
AUUUAAAUGGCGUUCAGGCCAAUCGCAAAUAAAGACACCCAAUCAUCAAAAAUGGGGACAUUUCACCCCAUCUGCUGUUCAGACAUGACAUCAAUUAAUUUUUUCCUGUGUGAUUUCUAAUUUCUCACUUACUUUUAUCGUUUUGUAACAGAAGCCUGGUAACGCUGGAUAAGGCGUGUUUUCAAAAAGAUCAUUCUAGGACUCAUUCAAAUUUCAUUGCAGGCUCUCAAUAACUGUUGCCGUCACUCACCGGGCUCAACUCUAAAAUGUCUAAAUCUCGAAUCUGAUGCUUCACGUAUGGCCCAGCUUUCAAAAAUGGUAAAGCACGUCCCCCAAAGUCAAUUCAGCCCGGUCGUUUUCUAUUACAUGUAAGUUUUUUGUCCUUUCAUCAGGGAAAUAUAACAUCAUGCUUUUGAAAGUGUUGACUCUUAACACACGAUGGUAUUCGAGGUAUUUUCAAGUUCAUGCGUUUCACUCAACUUGCAGUUCACUUGGAUUUUUUCCUGUUACAGCUAUUACAUCUGCAUUGAUUGCGGACUCGAUUCGUGUUAUCACCAAUGCAAAUAUACACACCUGGGAAUGACAGGGCGGUAUGGGUUACACCAGAUAAUCCGUAACAGAAAUGUUUUCGGAUAUGCCAUACAAAUGGUAUUAAUUUUCAGUCGUUUUAUCGGAUAUUCAUCUUAAAACGGUCAAGUCAUUUCAAUUCUUGUGACUGAACAACCGUACAAUGGCGUAUCUGUAUGGUGAUACAAAUUGAUUUCCAUGUUGUUUUCAUGCAUAACGGGAACACCAUCAUUCUUAUCGCCGCUUCAUCUUGCAAGUAAUAACAUCAAAUAACCUACAAACAAGUGGUAAUACCAUUUCGCCGUGUCUGCAUCAUUGAUGAAUACAUCCGCUGAAGUAGAUCUCAUACUCGAGGUGAGCCGACUCAGUGAAAUUUUUACAAUGCAUGGUAAACGGUUUGCAAUACAAUUAUUGCAACCUAUGUAAGCUUUUUGCCCACAUGAAGGUCGUACAUUUGGGAACAUGCACAUCAAAUGAGGUCCAAACGCAUCACAGUCACACAGGCCAAUUUUUUUCGAUCUAAGACACACAAGAAUGAGUCACUAUUAAACUACUACCAGUUAAUCAGGCACGUUCACCUCC